AUGCUCCUCAACAUAUCUCAACCACUCCGAUAAUUCGUCAGAAUGUCCGCCUCAACAGCAAGCGCUCCACCGCCACCCCUGCCUACAGCGCCUCGUCCCUCCUCCAAGGCCAGCGAACCUAGUCACGCACAAUUCCUCCUGGAGCAGACACGAUCCUCCCUCCAGCACCUCCAUGCCUCUGGUGCUCUGGACGUCAUCACCUACCGGGAUGUAGAACUCAAGCUCAGUCGUGCAGUCCUUCGAGAACCCCAGGCUGCAUCCUCUGAAGCCUCGUCAGACCCGACAGGUAUCUACGGGGAGCGAGCAAGCGACUCCGAAUCUGUCAAGCUGGGCAAACGCAACGCCUGGAUGCGCAAAGCGAUUGCGGAAACCUCGCUCCUGCCGACGCUCGUCGAAUCAGCACUCAACAUCGUCGGCGGCCCUUUUCUGGGGGACUCACAGAUCGACGCCAUAGUCGAGCUCGUGUCCAUGUCCCAGAAUAAGAUUGGCGAAGCCAUCACGAAUCCGCGUAAUCAGAAGGCGGCGAACAAGGCUGCCUUCUCUGGGUUGAAAGGAGCGGGUCAAGGGGUGCAGAGGGGAUGCGCGACCGCUGGGCAGAACAUUGAGAGGAGAAGGGAAGAAAGCAGAGCAAAGACUGAAGAGAAGAGAAAAGAGAAGGCGCAGACGAAGGAGCUCGAGGAAGAGUUGAAGAGGGAGAGAGAGGAGAUGAGGAAGAGGACUGCAGCUCGGAGUGGUGCGGCAGAAAGCAGCGAAGCAGGACAGGGGGCGUCUGCCGCUGCUGACGAAGGCAAAGCGAUGGUUUCAUUUGGCGUGGAUGAUGCCUCUUUGGCUCAAAGCGGCUCAGCAACAGCCAGCGUAGCGGUCACGACGCUGGGAAGCGCAAGCUCGGCGGCCGUCACUACCUUCCAGCCCUUCGACGGCUUCAUCAUCUCGAGUACGAUUGUCGCUUCGCCGCAGGAUGCUAACGCAGGCAGCGAGACCAGAAGGCGGAUGAUGGCCGCAGAAGGGAGCACUUCUACUCUGCCACCGCUCGUCACAUCGCCGCGCAGCCUUUCCACGGCCUCAACGGGCACGCCCAGCAUCGCUGCAAGCACAACGCAGCAGCCACGGACACCGGGAGCGGCAUCGAGCGAGACUAGCGAUGCGCCACCUCUGCAAAGCUUGUCGAGCAUCAGCAAGGAAGACGAGGACAGAUUGCGCAUGAGACAGCCGCCGCCUCUACCGCCCGCCUCUGAGGAGCAGAGGCAGACUCAGCAGCAGCAGCAGCAGCAGCAGCCUCCAGAGCGCAGCGCUCCCCUUCCUCCGCCACCGCAACAUCGUGCUCGUCCUCCUGUUGGGCAACGCACUCUGGACGAGUCGGAGCGCGUUGAGGAUUUAGCUGGCAGCGCCUCAGAUCAGCAUGCUCAGGGACCAGCGGGAAAUGAUGACAGCGAGAGGGGCGAAGGCGCGGCAAGCGGCGACGACGGCGCUGUGGUAGACACGACGGAGAGCAAGCAGCGCAAGAGUGGGUGGAAGAGUCGUAUCUUAGGCUAAGCUGAGCCGUGUGCAUCUGGUGAUUAUGUUG
Molecule: messenger RNA, 1564 nt
Organism: Jaminaea rosea
Lineage: Eukaryota; Fungi; Basidiomycota; Exobasidiomycetes; Microstromatales
Exons: 1
Coding region: 43-1533 (496 amino acids)
Source: RefSeq, a predicted model, not a curated record